UUAACACCAGAGUAAAUGACACCCACGGCAGCUCAUAUCCGCCCGAGGAGGUCUAUUCCCGACAUCUUAACAACGGAGGACUCCGAUAUCUUGUGUGUAGCAAACAGUAGCGAGUUUGUUAAAUCCUGAGAUGUUAGUUUCUAGGAAAGUUAACGAACUGUUAUUGGUACCCGUCAAAGUGAAAACCCAGCCCCGUGAGACAUGCAGCCCACUGCCCAUGUGCGCGUUCUAACCCGCCCUGUGUGUCCCCCAGACGCCAUUCUCCUGCUCCUGAUCCUCCACUACAACGGCAGCCUGCGGCAGAGCCUCCUCUACACCUUGCUGUUGGUCGGGGGCUGGAGGCUCCUCACUGUGGAAAAGUGGAUCGUAGACUUGGCUAUGAGCCUGUGCACCUUCAUCAGCGCCGCCAGUAAAUUUGUCCAGCUGCAGUGCCUGUGGAGGUCCAAGGACGCUGGGCAGGUCAGCGCCCUCUCCUGGGCUAUGGCUACCUACACGUGUAUGGCGCGGAUCUACACCACCACGGUGACCACCGGAGACAUGCAGGUUCUGGUGCGGUUCAUUGCCAUGACUUUGCUCAACCUGUGGGUGCUGCUCACCGUGCUCUACUACCAGAGGCACAGCAGCAGCUCCAAGAAAGAGGACUAAGCUUUGAGAGCCGGGGCCCUGAGACCGGGGCCCGUCCCGUAAACCUGGGGCUCACUCCCAGCAGAGCGAGAACCGGCUCACUGCGGACACACAGGACUGACGCGUAACUGUUAUGCAAGCAGCUUUUGUAAUACUGACCCGUUAAAUGUUUUUAAAUAUAAUGACCUCAGUAUUGAACCCACAUAUUUCUUAAUAACACUCCAGUGACGACGUGUAGUGAGAGCAUUUUCAUACUGUAUGUGACAAAAUGUAGCGUUCCUACUCGGGAUAUGAAAUACUGUAUUUUGUAAGAGUCCUUUUCUGAACUAUUUUAAUAAAUCAAACAUUCUAGCUUCUUA
Molecule: messenger RNA, 983 nt
Organism: Anarrhichthys ocellatus (wolf-eel)
Lineage: Eukaryota; Metazoa; Chordata; Actinopteri; Perciformes; Anarhichadidae
Gene: slc66a3
Product: solute carrier family 66 member 3
Exons: 5
Coding region: 202-645 (147 amino acids)
Source: RefSeq, a predicted model, not a curated record